CAGUGCCUGUGGCGGAGAAGGCGGCAGCUUGCUCAAAUUGAACAGAGAGAAUUUCACUCAGCCGCAUUGCAUGGGUGCCCCUUGAGUUCAAACUUGGGACUCCUUGCUCUGCACAGACGAAGCUGGAGGUCUAUGUCAGCAGCCAGCCCCCCCGUGCUCUUUCCAAGAUUUGACGCCUUGGCCGCCAGCUAAACAGGCCCUUGCAGACAGUCCAGCUGAAGAGUUCUUCCAUGACGUCUUCCGCUCCACAUAUUUGCAUGAAUUUCGACGAUGCUAACAGUCUGCAUCUGUAACACAUGCUCCUUCCGGAGUAUAGAGGUCUAGGGGUUAGCUUUUGGGACCUGAAGGCCUCCUAGCGGGUAUCGCAAAUUGCUACAGGAUGAAGCAGGCCCCAUACUCUCUCACAAUGCUUUGCAAAUGAGGGCAGCUCUGCCUUUGACGGAAAGGCAAAAGGCAUUCUGCUUGCAGGAGUGCACUAGUGCUUCACAAUGAGUUGUCGCUGAGAAAAGGACGGUCUUCUUAAUGACCAGAUUUCAACCAUGGUGCAAGGAGGUGUGGAAAGGAAAGAUGCCUUCAAGAGCCACCUUCACAGCCACGCCCUGCGAUUUUCACUGGCAGGAGUCAGCAACAUGACAGCUGCAGCAAUCACGAAUCCUGUCAACGUUGUUAAAGUCAGGAUGCAGCUUGACGGGGCUCUUGUUGCUGGCCAGGAAAGGUACUACAAGGGCAUCUUCCGGGGCAUCGCACGCAUUGCACAAGAGGAGGGAGUGCUGGCGCUCUGGAAAGGCACCAGCGCCGCACUCCUGAGAGAGGCAUCUUAUUCUUCCAUCAGGAUGGGGGCAUAUGAGCCUCUCAAGGAGUUACUUGGCGCACAUGACCCCGCACAUACCCCCCUCUGGAAGAAGCUCGUUGCAUCCGCUACCGCCGGGAUGAUCGGCUCCGCCAUCGCAAACCCUACGGACGUCGUCAUGAUUCGGAUGCAAGCCAGAAGAGUUGAGUUGACGCAAAGUCAGGUGUUGCACCGGCCACAAGAAUACAAGAGCACACUAGGGGCCUUUCGGCAGAUUGCUGCGGAGGAAGGCCUGCGGGGGCUCUACCGGGGCGUCGGGCCUACCGUUCAGCGGGCGGGGCUUCUGACGGCAGCUCAGGUGUCCAGCUACGACCACACGAAGCAUCUCCUUCUGAGCAGUGGGGCCAUGCGGGAGGGCACCGUGUGUCACCUCACGGCUUCCAUGACGGCUGGGCUGAUCACCGCGCUGGUGACCGCGCCUGUCGACCUCGUCAAAACCAGGAUCAUGCAGCAGGCGAUACGUGUUGACGGAAGCAACGCAGGUGCGCUCUAUACGUCAGCGACCGAUUGUCUUCGAAAGACGUGUGCGACUGAAGGCUUCUUCGGCUUGUACAAGGGGUUCUUUCCUGUUUGGCUGCGCAUUGGUCCUCACACAAUAAUCACAUUUUACGUGUUCGAGAAACUUCGGAAGAGCUUUGGGUUGAAACCUAUGUAAUCAUGAUGUUCAUUAUACUCUUCCUUUCUGUGACCUCAUGCAAAGGGUUCUCUAC
Molecule: messenger RNA, 1560 nt
Organism: Klebsormidium nitens
Lineage: Eukaryota; Viridiplantae; Streptophyta; Klebsormidiophyceae; Klebsormidiales; Klebsormidiaceae
Source: the annotation of a GenBank genome assembly